AUGGAGCAAUACCAAAGAGCGCUUGAGAUCUACUUGAAGACACUUGGACAGGACCAUCCCGAAACUGCAACAACAUAUCACAACAUUGGAACCGUCUUGAGCAAUCAAGGCAAGUACGAAGACGCAACGGAGCAAUACCAAAGGGCGCUUGAGAUCAGAUUGAAGACACUUGGACCAUACCAUUCCUUGACUGCAGCAACAUAUCAAGAGAUUGGAACCGUCUUGCAAGAUCAAGGCAAGUACGAGGAAGCAAUGGAGAAAUACCAAAGGGCGCUUGAGAUCAGAUUGAAGGCACUUGGACCGGACCAUUCUUUGACUGCAACAACAUAUCACGGCAUUGGAACCGUCUUGCAAGAUCAAGGCAAGUACGAUGAUGCAAUGGAGCAAUAUCAAAGGGCACUUGAGAUCGAAUUGAAGGCACUUGGACCAGACCAUUUGGAGACUGCAACAACAUAUCACAGCAUUGGAAACGUCUUGCGAGAUCAAGGCAGGUACGAGGACGCCAUGGAACAAUACCAAAGGUCUCUUGAGAUUGAAUUGAAGACACGUGGACCGGACCAUUCCAAAACUGCAACAAAAUAUUGCAACAUGGGAACCGUCUUGCACUAUCAAGAAAAGUACGAGGAUGCAAUGGAGCCAUACCAAAGGGCGCUUGAGAUCUACUUGAAGACACUUGGACCGGACCAUUCCGAUACUGCAACAACGUAUCACUGUAUUGGAAACGUUUUAUACAAUCAAGGCAAGUACGAGAACGCACUGGAACAAUACCAAAGGGCGCUUGAGAUCAAACUGAAGACACUUGGACCGGACCAUUCCGAUACUGCAGACACUUAUCACGGUAUCGGAAACGUUCUGGAAUAUCAAGGCAACCAUACAAACGCUGCAAUACCAUAUAAACAGAUUGGAGACGUUCUUCAGCAUCAAGGAAAACAUGAUGAAACAAGGGAUCGAUUCCUACAAGCUCUUGCUAUUUUUUGCAAAAACCUUGGAGAAAAUCAAUGGAGAGGAGUUGCCAUGCUCUACAAUUCCAUGGCCAAAGACUCGGCGCAGAGAGGUGACCAAGACGAUGCCGUGGAUCUUUUGAACAAGGCGGUCGAGAUUAAGUUGAAGAAUGCAAGAGAGGACCACCCAAAUCUUGCCAUGAUCUACAUCACCAUAGCUGACGUAUUAUUGAAGACUCUGCCGUCAUAG
Cylindrotheca closterium is the source of this 1191-nucleotide messenger RNA. The record is from the annotation of a GenBank genome assembly. Lineage: Eukaryota; Bacillariophyta; Bacillariophyceae; Bacillariales; Bacillariaceae.